GUGAGGUUGGUGUGACGGGAACGCCGUAAGCUUCGUUAGGGAUCUCAUUUCUUUUGUUUAACUUUCUGUCAGUAACAAAGUCUAGAUUUUUAAAAUCGUAGUCAAUGGUAGAGCUCAACAUAGUGUUUUAAUGACGCCGUCUGAUGCAUUUUCUUUUAGAUCCGCGUAAAUGCAUGCUGCUUUUGUUUAGCUUUUCAACCGCGGUGUGACAAAACGCUAACUUUUAUGGUUUGUAACACUGCGAACUGCAGUUGGCUUUACGUUCGCUUCUUUUUUGUUUUCGUUUGAGGUGUGUUUGGUGAUUCAGUGAUGGAGGGAGAUUCUGUUACUUUAAAAGUGACACAAUGGCACUACUUUAACAACUCGUGCGAGCCGGUGUGUGUGAAUUAGGAGGGUGAUUCGCAUAAGUUUGAGUGUUUUCAGCAGACACUGAAUGGAAAAUGUUUCAAGUGCUUGUUUUGUUCUGUUUGUGCUGGAGACGGCUGCUCGGUGUGUUUGGAGCUGAAACGCAGUCAGUGAUGGAGGGAGACUCUGUCACUCUAAACUCUGAUCUUACUGAGAUAUGUGCAGAUGAUGUGUCCUGGAGUUAUAGAGAUACAAACUCUAUAAAGUUAGCUAAAAUCAAUAGACAGGCUAAAACGUCCUUCAUAUCUGAUGUUCCUGAUGAGAGAUUCAGAGACAGACUGAAGCUGGACGAUCAAACUGGAUCUCUGACCAUCACAAACAUCUCAACUGAACACACUGGAGUUUAUCAACUAGAGAUUGAUGGAGCAAAACUGAUAUCAAAAACAUUCAGUGUUUCUGUCUAUGCUCUUCUGUCUGUUCCUGUCAUCAGCAGAGACUGUUCUUCAUCCUCCUCAUCCUCACAGCAGAAUUGUUCAUUGGUGUGUUCAGUGGUGAAUGUGGGUCAUGUGACUCUCUCCUGGUACAAAGGAAACAGUUUAUUGUCCAGCAUCAGUGUGUCUGAUCUCAGCAUCAGUCUCUCUCUACCUCUGGAGGUGGAAUAUCAGGAUAAAAACAGCUACAGCUGUGUGCUCAACAAUCCCAUCAGCAACCAGACUCAACAUCUGGACAUCACUCAGCUCUGUCACACAUGUGCAGCACCAGACGGAGCGUCUCCUUCACACACAGUCUCUCUGAUCGUGCUGAUCGCUGCUGGAUCUCUGCUGAUCAUAACUCUGUUUGGGAUCUUCUGCAUCCACAGGAGAAACAGAAAAACUGAUCAAGAAGCUGUCGAUGAUGUAGCUGUAGCAGUUCAGACUCACGAUGAAGAGAUCAUUUACGCUGAUGUGACGUUCUACAAAAGAAAUCCACAAGAAAUGACAGCUACAGAGGAUAAACAUGUGGAGUAUUCAACUGUCCGCAUAAGAUUAUGAACCUUAUAUUUUUCUAAGUACGAAUCCCUUUCACUAGACAUUUGGAUUCAGUAUGUGCACAUUUCGAGAUGGCGGAGAAUCCACACAGAUAUGUAUAGGCCUGAAAUCAGCACCAAUUCUGGAACAAAAAUCGAAACGUUAACGAGCUCAGCUCAGAUUGAGCGUCUGAGUGAUACACAUGCAAUUUGAUCAGAAUUUUUUGAACAUUUGCAGUUGAUGUGCAUUUGAGAGUGCAUGUUAGAGGUUUGGAUUUGUGUGGUCGAAGGACUUUUUUUUUUUAUCCGUGGCUGCUAAUGUGAAACUCGCCAUUUCCUGAACUGCAUGAUCAUCAGACAGAUACGAUCUUCUCUCAAAUCAAACAGUGAUUUACUGUGAAACCUCACUGUGUGAAAUGCACAAAUAUCAUGGGUUUCUUGUAAGUGAAAAAUACAGUGUAAUAUUCAAGUACAUAUCCUU
Carassius gibelio (silver crucian carp) is the source of this 1832-nucleotide messenger RNA. Its product is annotated as natural killer cell receptor 2B4. The record is from RefSeq and is a predicted model, not a curated record. NCBI's taxonomy places the organism in Eukaryota, Metazoa, Chordata, Actinopteri, Cypriniformes, Cyprinidae. The transcript has 8 exons. Bases 441 to 1376 code for a protein of 311 amino acids.